AUGCAUCGUUCUACGAACAACUCGUACCAUCAGUCUUCGAGCUCCCGAAGCUCAUCAUCCCACGGCUCCAGCAGUGCAUUCAGUCCCAAUGCCAACCCUAAUGAGGACUGGACAAAGAUCUCAGAUCUUGCUGAACGUCGACGGAUACAGAAUCGCAUUGCUCAGAGAAACUACCGCAAGAAACUGAAGCGUCGCUUGGAGGACCUGGAAAAGAGGGCUGCUUCAGCUUCAGUGUCCCCAGAACGAUCCCACGAGAAACCGGAGUUGCCGAAGCAUGCGAAUCCUGUGAAAUCUCGCACCAGGAACAACCGCUCGUCCAAGCCAAACUCGGACACCAGUCACAGCUCUAGGGAACGCCUUCCCCCAUACGACUGCUACAAUAGCCAAGACGACCGGGGUACCAUGUUCUCUCACCAAUGCACACGGCAACUGUCAGCGUCACCCCCACCUGUUUUCUCAUACCCCUCGUAUCCGCAUCUGGACCCAUACAGACAGCCCAACUAUGGCACCUCUCCCGCAUACAGUUCGACUUACAGUGACUUGUCGUCCUUCCAAGGGGAGUAUGGAACCCCAGUGCCUUCGAUCAUGCCCGUUGCGAUGUCUGCAGGCGGGCCACUGAAGAGACCACAUACCUAUGCGGACGAAGAGAUUAUCAGUCCCUUCAGUAUGAGCUACGCGACUAUGGCUGGCAUUGACUUGUGUCCGACUUCUCACCAUCCGGGUGAAUCUAAUAUUUCUAUCCCGUCUCUCUGUCAAAUAUUUGCUGAGGAUCAUUCCUCUCCGUCGACACCCGCAGAGACGUCCAUUCUCACGUGUCCUCUCACACCCGAGUCGGACCCGUGCUCCCCGCAUUCGUUUCCCUUUCUGUGA
Molecule: messenger RNA, 870 nt
Organism: Aspergillus udagawae
Lineage: Eukaryota; Fungi; Ascomycota; Eurotiomycetes; Eurotiales; Aspergillaceae
Product: bZIP transcription factor
Exons: 3
Coding region: 1-870 (289 amino acids)
Biological process (GO): regulation of DNA-templated transcription
Molecular function (GO): DNA-binding transcription factor activity
Source: RefSeq, a predicted model, not a curated record